Spirodela intermedia is the source of this 819-nucleotide messenger RNA. Lineage: Eukaryota; Viridiplantae; Streptophyta; Magnoliopsida; Alismatales; Araceae. The record is from the annotation of a GenBank genome assembly.
AUGGCGUCCGCUCUAUCCCGCAGGUUGGCCAUCAGGGCCCUUCAAAACCCCAGCUCUGGCACCGUCUUCCCCCUGCAACUGGGCGGCUCUCGUCUGAGAUCUCUCGAGGGUGAAAUUUCAGCCCCCGAUGCCAGAUUCAUCUCCCGCCCCAUCGCCCCCAAUCCUCGCGGUAAUAGCAUCACCAGAUCCAGCCCCGAUUUGGCUCCCCCUGCCCUAAAUCUGCUCAAGACAUGGAAGGCAUCUUGCUCGUUAAAUCCCUCCUGCAGCGUCCCCACUGUAGUCGCAGAGCUUGGAACCCUCCGACCCUUUCUCGCCAGGCAGCUCUCCAGCGGCGGCGCCGCCGGUGAUGAGGCCCCGAAGGGUGAGCAGCAGGGUGAGAACCAGGAGCUCCGUCACCAAGAGAUCGUCGGGCCGACGGUGGAGAGAGACGUCUCCGCCCUCGCCAACGAGACCCGCGAGGUGCUCGAGAAGAUGAGGAGGAGCAUCUACAACCUCAGCAGGUCGCUGGCCCUCCUGGGCUUGGCCCAUCUCGGCCUCGGGGCUUGGAUCGUCUACGCCGCAGCACCGCCGCAGGAGGUGACCGUCCAAGGCCUCGCGGCCUUCGCGUUCCCCUUCUCCGCGGCGUUCCUGCUCCGGCGGGCCCUCAAGCCGCUGAGCUUCUUCAACAAGAUGGAAGAGCAGGGAAGGCUGCAGAUCCUGACGCUGACUCUUCAGGUCUCUAAGAACCUCAACCUCUUGUUCUUGAGAAUGCGGGUGGUUUCCUUGUUCUGCGUCGUGGGAAUUUCCAUUGGCUCUUCCGUUGCUCUCUGGAUGCCCUGA